GAAAAGUUAUGUGCGUGUACACACAAUCUUUGGUACAAAAAAAAAACAAUAGAACAAAAGUAAUUAACAUUUAACUCUCUGGAGAGAGUUAUUGAGUCAUUUGUCAGUUAGAUACUGCAGUCGAGAUCAAGUUUACAAAAAAAGACUAAUGAUUUUAUAAAAUAAAAACAAAAAAAAGUUAGUCAUUAUAAAGCACAGACUCAACUAUUUUUAACCUAUGAAAAUUUAAUCGAAAAAAAAUUUUAUUUUACAGAAGUCAAAUCGAGAUAUUAAAUUUUACCAUGGCAUUUGAUGGCCCAGAUGAAACAAAUUCAGUCAUUGAUAAUCUCUGUGUAGAUUUAGAAGCUGCGAUUCGUGAUUUGGAUGAAAAGCGCGUACGCGAAUUACUUGAUUCAAUAAAACAAAGGGAUAAUAAAAAUGGAUUACGUACUUUGGAAGGGGAAGUUGGAUAUAAUAUGCUUCGAGAUGCUAUUCAAAAGCAUAGAAAUAUCGCAAAGUUAUUAAUAGAACAUGGUGUCAAUGCAAAUAGGUCAACAAACCAAGCAUGUAAUACCCCACUUCAUUUAGCCAUAAAAAAUGGAGAUUGGGUGUUAGUAGAAAUGCUCUUAAACCGAGGCGCUAAAACAAGAGCUAAAAACUCUCAAGGAAAAACACCACUUUAUCUCGCAGUUGAAUAUAAUCAUGAUAAAAUAAUAGAAACAUUAUUAGAGAAAGAUAACGAGCCAAAUUUAAAUACCAAAAAUAAAUUAUUUCCCAUUGACGCUGCUGCUAAAAACGGAAAUGAAAAAAUUUUUAAUUUACUGGUUAGUAAAGGCGCUAAAUCAAACAUAAAACAAUGUGAUGGUACAGUAAUGCUAGAUGUAGCGGUCGAAAAAGGAUAUACGUCAACUGUCGAUCAGAUUCUCAAACAUAAAAAUUCUGAGACCAACAAAAAUUUAAAAAAUAAUAAAUUGAUAACCGUCGCUGUUAUGGGUAACGAAACCGGACAUAAGAUGAUCGCUAAAACUCUGUUCAGCGCUAAGUUUCCUUUGGACCCUGAAAGUAUUCAUAAUGUUGAAUUUAUUCACAAAGUUGUUGAAACAGGACAAACUGAUAUCUUUGAUGAAUUAUUAAAGCUUGGUGCUGAUCCAAAUACCUUCAGUUCAUCAGGCGACGCACUUUUAAUAACAGCCUGUAAAUCCCAACAAGCUGAAAUUGUUAAAAUAUUGAUUAAAAAUAAUGCCAGUGUACGUGUAAAAGAUAUAAACGGAUGUUCAGUAUUAUAUUACGCUAUUGAUAAUCUACAUACAAGUAAUUACAAAUGGCGCUUUUACAAUAGUGUCAGUGAUGAUUCUGAUUGUGAAGAUGAAAAAUUUGCAGACGAUAAAAUAAAAUGUUUUUCCGAUGAUUGGUUCGAAAUCACUAAACUGCUGAUUGAUAAAGGUAUUGACGUAAAUGAAAAGGACGAAUCAUAUUUAACACCUUUAUACUAUGUAGCAAAAAAUAAUCAUUCUCAUAGAUAUUAUCAUUAUAUUAAAGAACUUGCUAUUUUGUUGUUAAAAUCAGGAGCUGACAUUAAAUGUCGUGAUAAAAGCGGCAAUACACCGCUCCAGUAUGCAAUUUUGCAAGGAUGUUUAGAGGUGGUUAAAUUACUUUUACAACAGGACUCUGCAAGUGAUGAUACUAAGACGUUAAAUGACAAGAAACAGACACUGCUUCAUUCCGCAGCUUCGAUUAAAUCAAGGAGCAUCAUUAAAUUGCUUUUAAAACGCAAGUAUUUUGAAAAUGUCGAUAUUGAAGAUAUCGAUGGUAAAACUCCUCUCCACUUGGCCGUUCAAAGCUCACGACUGAAAACAGUAAAACUUCUUUUGAAACACAAGGCGAAUGUUAAUGCAGUUGAUAAAAAAUUGUCGACUCCACUACUCUGUGCUAUCCACAAUCCUUAUCAAUCACCGAUGAUUGAAUUAUUGUUGGAACAUAAAGCAGAUCCUAACUGUGUUAAUAAAGAAGGAUUAACGCCAUCAUUUAUUGCUGCUACAUAUACAAAUGAUGACUACAUCCAGAUUCUUUUAAAAUAUGGAGCUGACCUAAAUUUGAAAAUUGGCGAUUCCGGAAAAACGGCUCUGCAUUGUUUAGCUGAAUGUGAAAAUAAAUUUGUCAAUAAAAUAAUAAAAUAUGGCGCGGAUAUUAAUGUCUUGAGCAACGAUGAAAAAACAGCCUUAGAUUAUUUAUUGGAAUCUAUGGUAUCAUAUUGUAAAAAAAAUAACGUGGAAAUAAACCCGUUGAGGUCAUUCAUGCAUAUUGAAUACUAUACUAACAAGUAUCGCGAAAACGCACAGAUUUUAAUCGAGCAUAUAUUAAAAUUAAAAAGUAUUAAUUCAUAUGUUUCUGAAAAAAAUUUACUUUUAGCCUAUAAAUAUGAGCUUGAUUACGGCUGGAUAAACGAUCGCGAGACGACUUACAGAGGAGGCAAAAAAUCAAAGAUUGACGAGUUCCAAAAAAAAUGUGAAGAAGAAAUCGAACUGAUGAAACAACUCACGAUUUAUAAUACUAACAUUAAUUUUUAUCAAAUUUUAACUAAAUGUACUCAUCGUUUAGCUAAAUAUGUUUUAAAUGAUAACGUAAAUCAGCAAUUAAGAGAAUCCAAUCAUACUGAAAAAUUUCCGAUUUAUUGUGACUUGAUAAAAAUACGUUUUGAAAAAUGCUUGGAAAGAAAAAAAAUACUAAAUCAAGAUACUGACUAUUCGUUCCAAAGAGUUCUUCCAUCUUUACCUUACGAUUGUAUCGACCAAAUUCUGAGCUAUCUGAACAAUAAGGACUUAGAAGUUCUAAUAAGUGUUUGUUACUUGAGUACAGACUCCCACGUAUCAGUGUCUGAUACUAAUAAUUCGAACGGUUCAAACGUGACCAAAACUCUGAAGAAACAAAAAAUUUAAAUGAUAGAUGAAUACCAUAAACUUUAAUAUUAUUUUUAUUGUUUCUUUAAUUUCUUACUACGAAUAUUAACAAUCGCGACUAAAUAAUUUAAAAAGAGAGAAUAAGUAAAUUUAUUAACAGUUUUCUUAUUUUAUUGCUGUUUCUUAAUUUUUAUUUUAAUUAAAAGUUAUUGUUUCAUCUGCUUGAGUAUUUAUCUAAAUGGAAAUUAUUUCAAAUGAAUUUGAAAAAAAUGAUAGUUUAAAUACUUUAUUGUUUCUGUUAACAAUUAUGAUGAUUGAAUACAAGAGAGUGAAUCUCUUGACUUUAUGAUAAUGAGUCCAUCAAAACUUAUAACCGGAUGUAGAACAAAAAUUACUAUUUCCAUAGUAUAUUUUAUCAGAUUUUCUCAUAUUGCUUGCUGCGGUUAAUUUUAAUUUGCCUAAACUUUAAAAGGUUAUUUUUAUAAAGUUACAUUACUUGUAAUAAUUUAUGUACACAGGUAAGAUAUACCUGUUCAAAAAUAUUUCUGCAUUCAAAGACGUCAUUUACUUUGCAUACUUGUAAUUUCUUACAAUAAAUUAAUAUAUUUUUCAAAAAU
Messenger RNA from Microplitis mediator, 3493 nucleotides. Its product is annotated as ankyrin-3-like. The record is from RefSeq and is a predicted model, not a curated record. Lineage: Eukaryota; Metazoa; Arthropoda; Insecta; Hymenoptera; Braconidae. Gene Ontology annotation, cellular component: nucleus. Gene Ontology annotation, molecular function: transcription cis-regulatory region binding; protein binding. The transcript is spliced from 3 exons. Gene Ontology annotation, biological process: positive regulation of transcription by RNA polymerase II. The coding region runs from base 282 to 2915 and encodes 877 amino acids.